UUUUUUUUUUAUUAUUAUUAUUAUUUUUUAUUCACUUUGUCAUGACUGGUCCAACUCUUAAAGGCAAAACUGCUGUGUUAACAGGUGCUGCUCGUGGUAUUGGAAAGGCUGUUGCUGAUGCCCUCAUUGAAAAAGGGGCUAAUGUCGUUAUUGGAGAUCUUCUGGAUAGUCAAGGUGAAGCUUUGGUUGCCUCUUACAAUACUGAUGGUAAACGCGCAGCUUACAUUCAUGCUGAUGUUACCAAGUACAAGGAAAUUGUCGCUCUGUUCCAGUUGGCCGAAAAGGAAUUUGGUGGUGUAGAUAUAGCCAUCCUAAAUGCUGGUAUUGCUUCCAAUUCAAACAACUUAUUCACUGAUUUGAAUGAUCUUCAAGAUGAAAGGAUGAUAGAUGUCAAUGUUACAUCGGUGAUCAAAUGUACCAAGGUAGCAACCCUCCAUUUAGCGCGUCGAGGUGGUGGUGUGAUUGUAUCAACUGCAUCGGUAGCUGGCUUCCAUAGCGGUGGAAUCUCUCUCGCACCUUAUACGGCAAGUAAACAUGCUGUCGUUGGUUAUACCCGUGCUUUCGAUAUUUUACCUUCUAUUUGUAAUGUGAGGGUAAAUGCUGUAUGUCCCUAUUGGGUCGAGACUGAUCUGAUUACAUCCUUACAUCCUGAUGAUGAUUCCACUACUGCUACUCCUUUUGAAAAACUUGUGAUAAAUUCAGCAAGAACCAAGAUUGAAACUGUUGUAGAAGCUUUUAUGACCUUGAUUGAAGAUGAAAGUCGUAUAGGUAAAUUAAUUUUGGAUUAUUAUGAAAAAAAAAAAAGAGAAUUUAGAAAAGUUGAUUUGUAUUUUGUAUAGGACAAACCAUCAUGGCAUUACCCAAUGGGUUGGAAGUUGUAAGUCGACCUGCUCUUCAACCUUCUAUUUCUGUGGAUUCUGUACAUGUUAAAGAAUAUAUCAAAUCGGAUAUUGAGUACCAAAAGAAAUUGUUAGCUGCUGCACUGGAACGUUAUGAAUCUGUAUAGUCUUUAGUUGUAUAACUAGGUGAUAUUGCAAUAAAUGAUUUUGUUUGAUUUUUUUACCACAUCAUUUUGUAAUAAAUUCUCUUUGGAGCCAAAAUUCAUCAUCAUCAUACAUUAUUACAUAUAGUACCAUUCCAAAUCAUCAUUACCUUCAUCAUCAUCAUUAUCACCAGUCAUCAUUAAGAAUAGUUUAACUAAACAUUGUAACAUAAAAUUUAUUGACAAAUAAGAAAACAGUAGAG
Halteromyces radiatus is the source of this 1245-nucleotide messenger RNA. RefSeq lists its product as uncharacterized. The record is from RefSeq and is a predicted model, not a curated record. NCBI's taxonomy places the organism in Eukaryota, Fungi, Mucoromycota, Mucoromycetes, Mucorales, Cunninghamellaceae. Bases 42 to 839 code for a protein of 265 amino acids. The transcript has 6 exons.